AUGUGUAGGAAGAGGUCCAAGUGCUCCUUCUCCAGGCUGGAGGUGAUCCUCGUCAGCUGCCUGACGCUGAUGAUGGUGGUGACUGUGGUGCUCCUCGUGCUCCACUUCCUCAACCAGGAACGCCAAGGCAAGUGGAACCCCAGUGAAACAACCCCACAGUACUUGCUGGGCGUGGGUCGAGCUGACUGCACAGGACCUGUGGCAGAAAUCCCUCUGAUGGGCUAUGCCAACCCCGAGCAGGUGGGCGGAGGGCUCCUCUCGCGCCUCUACAGCCGAGCCUUCAUCAUGGCCGACCCCCAGGCCAGCAGGAGGCUGGUGUUUGUCACUGCUGACAUUGGAAUGGUGUCCCAGAAACUCAGGCUGGAGGUCCUGAAGAAGCUGCAGAGCAAGUACGGUGACCUCUACCGGCAGGACAACGUCAUCCUGAGCGGCACCCACACGCACUCGGGGCCUGGGGGCUACUUCCAGUACACCCUCCUGUGGAUCACCAGCAAAGGGCUCAUCAGGCCCUCCCUCAAUGCCAUAGUCAAUGGCAUUGUGAAGAGCAUUGACACAGCACACCAGAACAUGAAGAAAGGCAGGAUUUUGAUCAACAGAGGCACUGUAGAGAACAGCCAGAUCAACAGAAGCCCUUUCUCCUAUCUUGAGAACCCAGCCUCUGAACGAAGCAGGUAUGCAUCUGACACAGACAAAGAAAUGGUGGUGCUGAAGAUGGUGGAUGAGCAAGGACAGGACCUAGGCCUUCUCAGCUGGUUUGCAGUGCACCCAGUCAGCAUGAACAACAGCAACCGCCUGGUGAACAGCGACAACGUGGGCUACGCCGCCUGCCUCUUCGAGCAGGAGAGGAACAGGGGCAUGCUGCCUGGAGAGGGCUCCUUCGUUGCUGCCUUUGCAUCCUCCAACCUGGGAGAUGUGUCCCCCAACACCAGAGGCCCCUUCUGUGUCAACACAGGGGAGUCAUGCAACAACCCCCAGAGCACCUGUCCCACGGGAGGGGCAGCCAUGUGCAUAGCCACAGGGCCUGGGGGUGACAUGUUUGAGAGCACAAGGAUCAUCGGGCAGCGUAUCUACUCAAAGGCAAGGGAGCUGUAUGAAGAAGCUUCCCAGGAGGUCACAGGAGCCCUGGGCACAGCUCACCAGUGGGUGAACAUGAGCAGUGUCACAGUGGAGCUCAACACUACCCACACUGCUAAAACCUGCAAACCAGCCUUAGGUCACAGCUUUGCAGCAGGGACAAUUGAUGGAGUGGGGGCUUUCAACUUCACCCAAGGCUCAGUGGAAGGGGACCCAUUCUGGGAUGGAAUUCGGGACAUGCUGCUGGGAGAGCCAUCCAAUGAAACCAAAGCCUGCCACAGACCCAAGCCCAUCCUCUUCAGCACUGGAGAGAUGAGCUGGCCUCACCCAUGGCACCCUGACAUCGUGGAUGUUCAGAUAGCUACCAUUGGAUCCCUGGCCAUCAUCGCUGUCCCUGGAGAGCUCACGACCAUGUCUGGCCGCAGGCUACGGGAAGCUGUUAAAAGAGAAUUUGCUUCCCACGGCAGAGCCGGAAUGGACGUCGUCAUUGCGGGUCUGUGCAAUGUCUACACCCACUACAUCACCACCUAUGAAGAGUACCAGGCUCAGCGCUACGAGGCGGCGUCAACAAUUUAUGGGCCACACACCCUUGCUGCUUACAUCCAGCUCUACAGAGGACUGGCCAGGGCCAUUGCCACGAACACAGUCCAGGACUUGCCACCUGGUCCAGAGCCCCCAGUUUUCAACAUAGCCAACCUCACCCUGGUGCCAGCUCUGGCGGUGGAUCGCGCGCCGCCCAACACGACCUUCGGGGACGUGCUCCAAGAAGUGAGGCCACAGUACCAAGUGAGUGAAGUUGCUGAAGUCACUUUUGUAGGUGCCAACCCCAGGACUUCUGCAGAGAAUGUGACUGAACACAACUUCCUGACGGUAGAGAGGCACAACAGCAGUGCAGCCAGCUGGCAGGUGGUACAGAAUGAUGCCUCCUGGGACACCAGAUUCUACUGGACCAAAGGAUCCCUGGGUAGGAGCAAUGUUACCAUCCAGUGGCACAUCCCUGGUGGCACAGAGCCAGGCCUCUACAGGAUACGCUACUUUGGGCACUACAGGAGAAGAGUCUCCAUCUUUCACAUUGUCACUGUCCCAUUUGAAGGCACAUCUGCAGCAUUUGAAGUCACAGCUCCAUAG
Indicator indicator is the source of this 2202-nucleotide messenger RNA. RefSeq names its product putative neutral ceramidase C. Lineage: Eukaryota; Metazoa; Chordata; Aves; Piciformes; Indicatoridae. Gene Ontology annotation, biological process: ceramide catabolic process; long-chain fatty acid biosynthetic process; sphingosine biosynthetic process. Bases 1 to 2202 code for a protein of 733 amino acids. The record is from RefSeq and is a predicted model, not a curated record. The transcript has 20 exons. Gene Ontology annotation, cellular component: extracellular region. Gene Ontology annotation, molecular function: N-acylsphingosine amidohydrolase activity.